AUGUGGCCGCGUCUGCAACUCGUCAUUCUUUUCUGCAUUCUUGUCUGCUGUUUGGUCUCCCUGGCACUCCUGGUGGUCCUUUGUGAUCUGGGGCUGGGCUCAAAGGCUCCCAAAGUUAUCCGAGCUUCCGGUUCCCUACCACAGCGUGACGUGGCGUGGCUGGCCUGGAAGCAUCAACUCAAUAUCUCCUUCUAUACGAUUGAGGAGGAGUUCUACCGAUAUGGUGUCUGGCGUAAGAAUAUGGAGUUUAUUAAGCAGCACAAUGCUGAGUAUGCAACUGGCGCGAAACUCUACCGAAUGCGCGCAAAUCAGUUCACACACAUGGAGCAUUGGGAGUUUGUGGAACGACAUCUGCGCAGUCGCGUUGAUGAUGCCAAUGAUCUGCAGGAUUAUAAGUAUGCUGUUGGAAAUGAGACCCUGGCGUCGGAUAAAGCCUAUGCAGAAGCAGACUGUUCCAGCACGCCAACGGACUGGAGACGUCUUUCUUCCGGUAGUGUGAUUAAAAAUCAGGUAGGUGAAAUAAAAAUGCGCCUUAAGGAUACUUUUGUGGAGGCAUUACGCUUUGCAAAUUACGGAGGAAAUAAAAAUGCAGUGGGAAAGUUUACUACACAGUAA
Molecule: messenger RNA, 615 nt
Organism: Dibothriocephalus latus
Lineage: Eukaryota; Metazoa; Platyhelminthes; Cestoda; Diphyllobothriidea; Diphyllobothriidae
Source: the annotation of a GenBank genome assembly